This is a messenger RNA of Meira miltonrushii, 2579 nucleotides long. RefSeq names its product AAA-domain-containing protein. Lineage: Eukaryota; Fungi; Basidiomycota; Exobasidiomycetes; Exobasidiales; Brachybasidiaceae. Gene Ontology annotation, cellular component: Golgi stack. Gene Ontology annotation, molecular function: ATP binding; ATP hydrolysis activity. The transcript has a single exon. Bases 72 to 2579 code for a protein of 835 amino acids. The record is from RefSeq and is a predicted model, not a curated record. Gene Ontology annotation, biological process: intra-Golgi vesicle-mediated transport; SNARE complex disassembly; Golgi to plasma membrane protein transport.
AUCCUUGUCUCAUUACCAUCAAAAGGAUAGACAUAUCAGCUCUAUCCAAGAUACAAGAAUCACAACUUAAAAUGGCAGGCUUUUCUCGUGGUGGCGGAGGUGCUGAUCGCUCAGCAUAUUCAAGCAAUCCUUAUGCCAGUGGUGGAAGUACUGGAGGUGCAGGAUAUCGUCCUAGCGGUGGUGCCGGUGGUGCAGGAUAUGCAAAUAGUGGUGCAUCAGCAUACGGCAGUAGAGGGGCUGGAUAUGGCGGUGGCGGAGCAGGCUAUGGUGGUGCUGGAGGGGGUGGAGGUGGUUAUGGUGCUCCUCCACCACCACCUCGAGCUACCGGCGGUCACUCAAGCGGAUAUCCUAAUGAGAAAGCAUCUUUUCCCCCACCAGGAGGCGGUGGAAAUCACAUGAUCGUCAAAUGCCCUGACAAUUACGUCUUGACAAAUUGCUUGGUUGUCAAUGGGCAAGAAUGGGGAAAUGCACGAUACAUCAUGAUCGAUGGCCGGUACGUUUUCACAGCAAUCGCUGAUAAUUCUCGACAAAUUCAACCCGGCCAAAUCGGUGCUGCCCACUUGCAGAGACAAUGGUCCGGCGUAAGCCAUGGACAAUACGUGCAUGCAGAAGAAUACGACCCUCAAGCAGAAGGCGGAGGCAUAUACCUGGCAGGCUUGGAUGUCGAAUUGAGUUUCCUCAAAGCUGGUAUAGAGACUGGAGAACAAUACGAUGUGGAUGAAAUGACCAGAAAUUUUAUCAGAUCGCAUGAAGGUCACAUCUUUACCGUCGGACAGCUUCUCGUGAACGAAUUCCACGGCCAGAAUUUCAAAGCUAUAAUCACUGGUGUCAAUGUUGUUGAGGGUGAUCAGCAUGCAGCUCCACGAGGUGCUCGCAUCCAAAGAGGUGUUUUGAUGGCGCAAACUCAAGUCAGCAUCUACAAGGCAUCGAACGCGAAUAUCAAGUUCAAAGCAAGUGGAAAAAGAGCCCCCACAAACGCUAUCGUUCAACCAAAUUUCAAGUUCGAAGAUAUGGGCAUCGGUGGUUUGGACACUGAAUUUUCUGCCAUCUUCCGUCGUGCAUUUGCAUCACGUAUUUUCCCCCCAGCACUCGUUGAUAAAUUGGGCAUUCAGCACGUCAAGGGUAUUUUGCUUUUCGGUCCUCCAGGUACGGGAAAAACCCUGAUGGCCAGACAGAUUGGUAAAAUGCUGAAUGCACGCGAACCAAAGAUUGUAAAUGGUCCAGAAAUUCUGAACAAAUUCGUUGGUGCUAGUGAAGAGAACAUUCGAAAGCUCUUCGCUGACGCAGAGAAAGAAUACAAAGAGAAAGGUGACGAAUCAGGCCUACACAUUAUCAUCUUUGAUGAAUUGGAUGCAAUCUGUAAGCAACGUGGUUCGACUGGAGGCGGCACUGGUGUGGGUGAUUCGGUGGUGAAUCAAUUAUUGUCCAAGAUGGAUGGUGUAGAUCAAUUGAACAAUAUUCUGUUGAUCGGAAUGACGAACCGAAUGGAUAUGAUCGAUGAAGCUCUCCUUCGUCCAGGUCGUUUGGAAGUCCAUAUGGAAAUUAACUUACCUGAUGAACAUGGUCGUCGUCAAAUUAUCUCUAUCCAAACGAAUAAGAUGCGCACAAAUGGAGUCAUGGACGAUGACGUUGAUUUGGAUGAACUUGCCGCACUGACCAAGAAUUUCAGUGGUGCAGAAAUUGCAGGUCUGGUGAAAAGUGCUACCAGUUUCGCAUUUAAUCGUCACGUCAAAGUCGGAACUAUGGCUGGAAUUGACGAUAAUGUUGAAAACAUGCGUGUGAACCGAGAUGACUUCAUGCAUGCAAUGGAUGAAGUACAACCUGCUUUCGGUGUUGCAGAAGAAGAAUUGGCUCAAGUUGUGUCGAAUGGAAUUAUGCAUUUCGCUCCUCAUAUCGAUGUAAUUUUGCGAGAUGGACAAUUGCGUGUCGAGCAAGUCAGAACAUCAAGCCGUACACCAUUGGUCACAGCGUUGCUGCAUGGUCCACCAGGAUCUGGAAAGACUGCCUUGGCUGCUACGAUUGCUCUCAACUCACAAUUCCCCUUCAUUAAGCUCAUCUCUCCUGAGAACAUGGUGGGUAUGGGAGAAUCGCAAAAGAUUGCAUAUCUUAACAAGGUGUUCAAUGAUUCUUACAAGAGUCCAUUGAGUAUCAUUGUUGUUGAUAAUAUCGAAAAGAUUGUUGAAUGGGUUCCAAUUGGACCAAGAUUUAGCAAUGGAGUUUUACAAGCUUUAAGCGUUCUGCUGGGCAAAAGACCACCCAAAGAUCGAAGAUUAUUAAUCCUUGCUACCACAUCAAACAAACCGAUGUUGUCAGAUAUGGAAGUUAGCGAUGCAUUCUUGGCUGAUAUUCGUGUGCCAAGUAUUACAUCGUUACGCAGCGUUGAUCAUGUUUUACGUCAAACGGAAUUAUUUGCCAAUGAAGAAGAUCAAGCACGUUGUAUUGAAUUAUUACAAAGUGCAGGAUUGGCAGACGAGGAACGUUUGAAUAUUGGAAUUAAGAAACUUUUGUCAGAAAUUGAAAUGGCAAGAUUGGAUGAUGAUCCGGCUGAUAAGAUUACUGCUGCUUUGACGGCAUUUUAG